AUGGCGCGCUACAUCGUCCCAUCUGUGGCUAUAUCAGCGAUUUACUCUGCUUAUCGCUCCUAUUUCUCUCCAACAUCACCAAGCGCAUUCGGUAUACGAACAGUGGAAGACGCUAUCAAUGCACUGAAUAUCAACGAAAACACCCUGGAAGCCUUACGUUUCCUCCAACAUACACCAGAAACAUCUUAUUUGAACUCGCUAAGUCCAACUGCCUUAGGAGUGCUAGCUCUUCGAGGUUCAGAGCUCAGUAAGUAUGUUCCUGUCACAAAAUGCGAAAUGGAUCCGGACGAUUUGUCAUUUUCAAAACUGUUAACGAAGUUCAACUUAGGUGACGAGUGGAAUUCUGCUAUAGCGUGGCUAAACAGGGUGGCGUGUCCGGAGGAAGACCUUGCAUGUCCUGAGGAAUGGUUAACGAGGCGACCGAGUCAAGUAGCGCGAUUGCUCCAGUUGCUACGUAUCAUGUUUGUGAAGACGGAGUUCCCAUUUGAUUCGAACGUAAUUGGCGUGGAAAUUGUUCCAUUUCUCUACGUGGUAUUUACCCAAUUUCGUGAUAGCAACAAGGAGCUUUCUAUGCUGUCGCUGAAGAUCCUUUCCAAUGUCGCUCUCAACAGUCCAAUAUACGCAGUUUCUAUAUUUACAUCGGAUUGGCUUCCUAUGCUAGCCGCUAUGGUCACGCGAGGUAAAUCCUUGGAGGAGAGGCUUCUAUCACACAAGAUCUGCCAAAACGCUUUGAGUACACUGGGUGUUGUCGACUACCAACUGCGUUCCGAUAUUUAUGAGCUGUUCCUACCCGACAGGGAACCAGAGGUUGAUCUCAUUAUGAUUCACGGCCUUUGUGGAAGUGUAGCACAUACUUGGCGGCAGAAGGACCAUUCCAGUAACAUUGUCUCUGAUUGCUGGCCGAAGGAUUGGCUCCAUAUUGAUAUUCCCCAGCCCAUGCGUAUACUUGGAUUGGAUUAUCCAUCAUCAUUGAUGCAGUUUACUGGUAUUAUGGAAAGUCUACAGGUUCGUGCAGAUCGUUUCAAAUACCAAUUGGAGGCUGCAGGAAUUGGCCGACGACCAAUCAUCUUUAUUUGCCAUAGUAUGGGUGGUCUUCUUGCAAAGCGAUUGCUGUUAGAUCUCCCUGCUUUGGCGGAGAAAACGGUUGGAAUACUCUUUGUAGCUACACCUCAUCGGGGAUCACCAAUAGCUGCAUGGGGAUAUUCGAUACUUCGUCCAACUCUGGACGUUCUGUUUCUGUUGGAAGAAAAUCCCGUGAAUAAGCAGUUGAAUGAAGAUUUUUCAAAGAUCAGUGAUACAAUUCCUGUGAUCGUUAGUAUGGCGGAAACCAAGGAAUCUGAUCUAAUCGGUACUGCUAAAGGUAUCAUAGUACCGACGCAAUCUGCAGUUUUUGAAAAAGGAGCUGUUUAUCACAUCGAUGAGGUUCAUCACAAUGUUUGCAAGCCUUCGGAACGCAAUAGUCCAGCGUAUGGUGUGGUGCUGAAUUUCCUACGUGAUUCCAUCCAAGAGGCAAAGAAAAGGAAGCAAGGAACAUGA
This is a messenger RNA of Cooperia oncophora, 1536 nucleotides long. The record is from the annotation of a GenBank genome assembly. NCBI's taxonomy places the organism in Eukaryota, Metazoa, Nematoda, Chromadorea, Rhabditida, Trichostrongylidae.